Messenger RNA from Cordyceps fumosorosea ARSEF 2679, 2169 nucleotides. RefSeq lists its product as hypothetical. NCBI's taxonomy places the organism in Eukaryota, Fungi, Ascomycota, Sordariomycetes, Hypocreales, Cordycipitaceae. The coding region runs from base 1 to 2169 and encodes 722 amino acids. The record is from RefSeq and is a predicted model, not a curated record. The transcript has 2 exons.
AUGGCACGCCGUCGGAAAACACCGAAGGAGGCGGCGCCUGCCAUUUCACCAACUGCCAUUACACGCAGCGAGAGCCCUCUAUACAACAUGGCCUUGUCGCGACAGCGGCUGGAGAGAGAGGGCUUUCGUCCUCUGGCAACUCACCAGAGCGUACAGGAGACAAUCGAGUCCUGGGAGGCCACUAUUAAAAGUCAAAUACGCGCCGCCGACGAUGACCACGACCGGCCUCGGCAGAUGACGAGGGCAUUUCUCAUCCUCCGCGAGGAGCCGGAGCUGCGACCAGAGAAGCAGCACCAGCACCAGCACCAGCACCAGCACCAGCCCGACGCGGUCGACUUCGAGACCAUCAUCACCUCGCAGGGCAUCGGCCCUCUCAUCCUCACGCACGUCUUCGCUGGCGGCCACCGGGACGCGCUGAACCUCGCGCUGACUUCGAAGCGCACCUGGGUCGUGCUGGCCGCGAGCGUCAACUACUACGACUUCUACGCCGGCCGUCAGCAGAACCUGGGCCUCGCGGACGUCCUGGUCUGCGGCGCGCCGCGAUUCACGCUGGAGGAGAUGAUGGCCACGCACCGGGAGGACCCCUACGGGUUUCGGGAGGCGACGGCGGCGACGGCGCCGUUUACGGCCUGGCACAACGCGGCCAUUUCCCGCGAGGAAGACGCCAUCAACACGCUGUUCGCGGUUCGAAAGAGACUCAGCGUGGGGCCGGAAGAGACACCCAGGUUUCUGGAGGAGGCCUUCAAGCCGGAGACGCUGAAUACAAUCCGAAAGAUCAAAGAUGUCAAUAGCAUCUUCAAAGCGAACCAGUUCAACUCCCAGCCGCCGCAGUCGAUCUUUGAACCGCAGAUGAUCUUCUCAGCGACUCGCCUACAACUUUUACUUAUCAAUAUUUUUAAACAGCGUAAAAGUCUGCAAGUCCUCCAUUUUCACAAUACUCCGUUCUUUGACCGACGGAUUCUGGCCAUUGUGCUACGAGCCUGCCCUUACAUCGUCACGCUGGGGGUGUAUAACUGCCCCUUGAUUCAUCUUGGGGACGUGAUUCCGCUGCUGGAUUUAAUCUACGAAAUUAACAGCGAACGCCGACGAAAGAACACCCCGCUGAUAACGUCGUUCGACUUUUAUCCUAGCUUUCACCAAGGAUUGGCUGGCUCAGGCCGCAACGAAUCCGUAUACGGCCUCACGGCCGACUGUCUGGACCGAGAUAUUGUCCAGAGAGGCGUCUACGCCAUUUUGCUCAAAAGUUUUCUGAAAGCACGUCAAAUGAAGCUUCGCCUGCUCUUCGAGCCCAGACAAUCACUUCGGAAGUUUCUAUCACGCCUACCCAAUCCGGCGCUAAGCAUCCCGACGUUCUUUGACGGGCUUUCUCGAUACCUGGAGAACGGGCCUCAAAAGAGGCAGGCCCUUUUCGACCUGACGAAGCCAAUUCGGCUAGGCAUCGAGCCGAAUCUUGAAGAUGACAGACAUUACCGGGAUGAAAUGGGUAAGUAUCUCCCCUUUUGCAGCUCCUGCGGCUACGAAUUACUAUACGAAUUUUUCCCUGCCGGUGUUCGCGGGAACCCUCCAGAGCUGCGGGUGUGCGCAGGCUGCAACCUUCAGGACCUACUAGACCAGCAACAGCCCGAUAUGCGAGAUUGGAAGGUUGGUCUGCUAGGUAAGCUCAUGGAACCAGGGUGGGAUGGCAGGGCCUUCAAUGCCGACGCGCCCACGAGCGGCGAAAGCGAAGCACCAGAGAACGAUCUGAUGAGGCUCCGAACCACGGUGACGCUGCGAACCGACCCGUCACCUAUCCACAUUGGAUCGAACGGCGAGCUCGUGCCUACGCGCUACAUCAUUCAGCUCAUCCGGGACAAUAAGUGCCCGGAGGACUCCUUAAGGAACCUGCCAUCGCUGCGAGACCUGGCCGAGGACCUCGGCGAACGGUGGGGGGACCUGUUCAACCACUGCAACCGAGCAGACACGCACGCGCGUGCCCGAAGGAGGCUCCGUGAUGAGGCGGAGGUCGAAGCGAAGGCCAAGGCUGAGGCCCUUGGGAGGCCCUUGACGAGGCGCCCCCACGACUACUACGGGGAGGUCUGGCGGCGGAAGAGGCACGCCCAGGAGGUGCAGACGUUUAAUUACUGGACGGCGGCGCAGUUCCACCUAGCCCUUGAGCGCAAGGGCUGGUGA